Molecule: messenger RNA, 6878 nt
Organism: Prinia subflava (tawny-flanked prinia)
Lineage: Eukaryota; Metazoa; Chordata; Aves; Passeriformes; Cisticolidae
Gene: CAD
Product: carbamoyl-phosphate synthetase 2, aspartate transcarbamylase, and dihydroorotase
Exons: 45
Coding region: 87-6848 (2253 amino acids)
Biological process (GO): 'de novo' pyrimidine nucleobase biosynthetic process; UTP biosynthetic process; L-citrulline biosynthetic process
Cellular component (GO): cytosol; cytoplasm
Molecular function (GO): dihydroorotase activity; metal ion binding; amino acid binding
Source: RefSeq, a predicted model, not a curated record
GGAUCCUCCCGCCGCCGCCGCCGCCCCGCGGCGCGCACCCCGCUCGGCCGCCGCCGCGGAGCCACCGGAGCGCACGUGGCGCCGCCAUGGCCCGCCUGGUGCUGCAGGACGGGUCGGUGCUGCCCGGCCGCCCCUUCGGGGCCGUCGGGGCCGCGGCCGCGGGCGAAGUCGUGUUCCAGACCGGCAUGGUGGGGUACCCCGAGGCCCUCACCGACCCCUCGUAUAAGGCGCAGAUCCUGGUGCUGACCUACCCGCUGGUCGGGAACUACGGAGUGCCCCGGGACGAGCCCGACGCCUUCGGCCUCAGCAGGUGGUUUGAGUCCAGCAGGAUCCAUGUGGCGGCGCUGGUGGUGGGAGAGUGCUCAGAGACCCCCAGCCACUGGAGCGCAUCCCGCUCCCUGGACCAGUGGCUGAAGGAGCAGAACAUCCCUGGGCUGGAAGGGGUGGAUACCCGGGCCCUGACGAAGAAGAUCCGUGAGCAGGGGACGCUCCUGGGGAAGCUGGUGCCGGAUGGGACCCCCGAGGAGAGCCUGUCCUUUGAGGACCCCAACCAGAAGCACCUGGUGCAGGAGGUGUCGCUGAAGGCGCCCCGAGUGUUCAACCCGGGCGGGUCCCUGCGGGUCACGGCCCUGGACUGCGGCCUCAAGAACAACCAGAUACGGUGCCUGUGCAAGCGGGGGGCCGCUGUCACUGUGGUGCCCUGGGACCACCCACUGGACCCCGCGGACUUUGACGGGCUGUUCAUCAGCAACGGCCCUGGAGACCCACAGCUCUGCCAGGAGACAGUGUCCAGCCUACGCCGGGUGCUGGAUGCGCCCCAGCCCAAGCCCGUUUUUGGGAUCUGCCUGGGACACCAGCUGCUCGCCCUGGCCCUCGGCGCCCGCACCUACAAGAUGAAGUACGGGAACCGUGGGCACAACCAGCCCUGCCUGCACGAGGACACGCGGCGCUGCUUCAUCACGGCGCAGAACCACGGCUUCGCGGUGGAGCCGGGCAGCCUCCCGCCCGCCUGGCGGCCGCUCUUCACCAACGCCAACGACGCCUCCAACGAGGGCCUCGUGCACCAGCACAAGCCCUUCUUCAGUGUCCAGUUUCACCCCGAGCACUGCGCCGGCCCCACGGACCUGGAGGGGCUCUUUGACAUCUUCGUGGAGGUGGCGCGGGACGUGCGGGACGGGCACGGCGGCACCCGGACAGUGCGGGAGCGCCUGCAGGAGUGGCUGACCUACACCAAGGCACCAGCGGGGGACCUGGAAGCGGCCCGGCCCCGCAAGGUGCUGAUCCUGGGCUCCGGGGGCCUUUCCAUUGGGCAGGCAGGAGAGUUCGAUUACUCAGGGUCACAGGCCAUCAAAGCACUGAAGGAGGAGAACAUCCAGACCGUGCUGAUCAACCCCAACAUCGCCACGGUCCAGACCUCCAAGGGACUGGCGGACAAGGUGUACUUCCUGCCCAUCACCCCUGAGUACGUCACCCAGGUGAUCCGGAACGAGCGGCCUGAUGGGGUGCUGCUGACCUUUGGGGGGCAGACAGCCCUCAACUGUGGCGUGGAGCUGACCAAGGCGGGAGUCCUGGAGCGUUACCGUGUGCGGGUGCUGGGCACCCCCGUUGCCUCCAUCGAGAUGACAGAGGAUCGCAAGGUCUUCGCGGAGAAGAUGGAGGAGAUUGGGGAGCACGUGGCGCCCAGCGAGGCUGCUGCCUCCCUGGAACAGGCGCAGGCUGCAGCUGAGCGCUUGGGCUACCCGGUGCUGGUGCGCUCUGCCUACGCCCUUGGCGGGCUGGGCUCCGGCUUCGCCAACAGCCGGGAGGAGCUGGUGGCUCUGGUGAGCCAGGCCUUCAGCCACACCUCCCAGGUGCUGGUGGACAAGUCCCUGAAAGGCUGGAAGGAGAUCGAGUACGAGGUGGUGCGAGAUGCCUACAACAACUGCAUCACGGUGUGCAACAUGGAGAACCUAGACCCGCUCGGGAUCCACACGGGCGAGUCCAUUGUGGUGGCACCCAGCCAGACCCUCAAUGACACCGAGUACUUCAUGCUGAGGCGCACAGCCAUCAAGGUGGUGCAGCACCUGGGCAUCGUGGGCGAGUGCAACAUCCAGUUUGCCCUCAACCCCGAGUCAGAGCAGUACUACAUCAUCGAGAUGAACGCCCGGCUCUCCCGCAGCUCGGCCCUGGCCAGCAAGGCCACUGGUUACCCGCUGGCCUAUGUGGCUGCCAAGCUUGCCCUGGGCAUCCCCCUGCCCCUCCUCAGGAACUCUGUCACCAACUCCACCACAGCCAGCUUCGAGCCCAGCCUGGAUUACUGCGUGGUGAAGAUCCCGCGCUGGGACCUCAGCAAGUUCCUGCGCGUCAGCACCAAGAUCGGCAGCUCCAUGAAGAGCGUGGGGGAGGUCAUGGCCAUUGGCAGGAACUUUGAGGAGGCGUUCCAGAAGGCUCUGAGGAUGGUGGACGAGAACUGCGUGGGCUUUGAUCACACCGUGAAGCCGGCCUCAGACAUGGAGCUGGAGACGCCGACGGACAAGCGAAUCUUCGUGCUGGCGGCGGCGCUGCGGGCCGGGUACUCCAUCGAGCGGCUCUACGAGCUGACCAAGAUCGACCGCUGGUUCCUGCACAAGAUGAAGAACAUCACAGACCACGCGGUGCUGCUGGAGUCGUACCGCGGUGAGCAGGGCACCAUGCCCCCCGCCGUGCUCAGGCGCGCCAAGCAGCUCGGCUUCUCCGACAAGCAGGUGGCCCUGGCCGUGCUCAGCACCGAGCUGGCCGUGCGGAAGAUGCGGCACGACCUGAAGAUUCUGCCGGUGGUGAAGCAGAUCGACACCGUGGCGGCAGAGUGGCCAGCCCAGACCAACUACCUGUACCUGACCUACAAUGGCUCUGAGCACGACCUGGCCUUCCGUGAGCCCCACGUCAUGGUCAUUGGCUCCGGCGUCUACCGCAUCGGCAGCAGUGUCGAGUUUGACUGGUGCGCUGUCGGCUGCAUCCAGGAGCUCCGCAAGAUGGGCUUCAAGACUAUCAUGGUGAACUACAACCCCGAGACAGUGAGCACUGAUUAUGACAUGUGUGAUCGCCUCUACUUUGACGAGAUCUCCUUUGAGGUGGUGAUGGACAUCUACGAACUGGAGAACCCCGAGGGUGUGAUCCUGUCCAUGGGCGGGCAGCUGCCCAACAACAUCGCCAUGGCCCUGCACCGGCAGCAGUGCCGCAUCCUGGGCACCUCCCCGGAGGCCAUUGACUCCGCCGAGAACCGCUUCAAGUUCUCCCGCCUGCUCGACUCCAUCGGCAUCAGCCAGCCCCUCUGGAAGGAGCUCUCCAACAUGGAGUCGGCCAAGCACUUCUGCUGCAAGGUGGGCUACCCGUGCGUCGUGCGCCCCUCCUACGUGCUGAGCGGCGCCGCCAUGAACGUGGCGUACUCGGACAGCGACCUGGAGAAGUUCCUGAGCAACGCCGUGGCCGUGUCCAAGGAGCAGCCUGUUGUCAUUUCCAAGUUCAUCCAGGAGGCCAAGGAGAUCGACGUGGACGCGGUGGCCUGUGACGGCGUGGUGGUGGCCAUCGCCAUCUCAGAGCACGUGGAGAACGCUGGGGUGCACUCGGGUGAUGCCACGCUGGUGACCCCCCCGCAGGACAUCACCCCCAAGACGCUGGAGCGCAUCAAGGCCAUCGUCCACGCCAUUGGGCAGGAGCUGCAGGUCACAGGGCCCUUCAACCUGCAGCUCAUCGCCAAGGAUGACCAGCUGAAGGUGAUAGAGUGCAAUGUUCGUGUCUCCCGCUCCUUCCCCUUUGUCUCCAAGACGCUGGGUGUGGACCUGGUGGCUCUGGCCAGCCAGGUGAUCAUGGGUGAGGAUGUGGAGCCUGUGGGGCUGAUGACGGGCACUGGCAUCGUUGGUGUCAAGGUGCCCCAGUUCUCCUUCUCACGCCUGGCGGGCGCUGACGUGGUGCUGGGUGUGGAGAUGACCAGCACGGGCGAGGUUGCCUGCUUUGGGGAGAACCGCUGCGAGGCGUACCUGAAGGCCAUGCUCAGCACUGGCUUCAAGAUCCCCAAGAAGAACAUUCUGCUGACCAUCGGCAGCUACAAGAACAAGAGCGAGCUGCUGCCCACGGUGCGGACGCUGGAGAGCCUCGGCUACAACCUGUACGCCAGCCUCGGCACCGCCGACUUCUACACCGAGCACGGCAUCAAGGUGAAGGCCGUGGACUGGCACUUCGAGGAGGCAGACAGCAGCGAGGCUGGUGCCCGGGAGAGCCAGCGCAGCAUCCUGGACUACCUGGCCGAGAACCACUUUGAGCUGGUCAUUAACCUCUCCAUGCGCAACUCAGGGGGCCGCCGGCUCUCGUCCUUUGUCACCAAGGGCUACCGCACCCGGCGCCUGGCUGUCGACUACUCCGUGCCUCUCAUCAUCGACAUCAAGUGCACAAAGCUCUUCGUAGAGGCUCUGGGCCAGAUUGGGGCAGCCCCCCCUCUGAAGAUGCAUGUGGACUGCAUGACAUCCCAGAAGCUCAUCCGCCUGCCAGGCCUGAUCGAUGUCCACGUGCACCUCCGCGAGCCGGGUGGCACCCACAAGGAGGACUUUGCAUCAGGCACGGCAGCCGCCCUGGCCGGGGGUGUCACCAUGGUGUGUGCCAUGCCCAACACCAGCCCGGCUGUCACCGAUGCCACCUCUUUUGCCUUGGCACAGAAGCUGGCUGAGGCUGGGGCCCGCUGCGAUUUUGCUCUCUUCCUGGGCGCUUCCUCGGACAACGCUGGCACGCUGGGCGCCCUGGCUGGGGCAGCCGCCGGCCUCAAGAUGUACCUGAACGACACCUUCUCCAGCCUGCGGCUGGACGACGUGUCGCUGUGGAUGGAGCACCUGGAGCGGUGGCCGCGGCACCUGCCCCUCGUGGCGCACGCGGAGCGGCAGACGGUGGCCGCCGUGCUGAUGGUGGCCCAGCUGUACCGGCGUGCCGUGCACAUCUGCCACGUGGCCCGCAGGGAGGAGAUCCUCCUGAUCAAGGCGGCCAAGCAGAGGGGGAUCCCGGUGACGUGCGAGGUGGCCCCGCACCACCUCUUCCUGAGCCAGGACGACCUGGGGCGCCUCGGGAAGGGGCGUGCGGCCGUGCGGCCAGAGCUGGGCACGCGUCAGGAUGUGGAGGCGCUCUGGGAGAACAUGGACAUCAUCGACUGCUUUGCCACUGACCACGCUCCCCACACGCUGGAGGAGAAGCAGGGGCAGGAGCCGCCCCCGGGGUACCCCGGCCUGGAGACGAUGCUGCCGCUGCUGCUGACGGCCGUCUCUGAGGGGCGGCUCAGUGUGGAGGACAUCGUCCAGCGCCUCUACGAGAACCCUCGCAAGAUCUUCGGGCUGCCGGCGCAGGAGGACACCUACGUGGAGGUGGACCUGGAGCACGAGUGGAUCAUCCCCAGCAGCACAGUCUUCUCCAAGGCCCGUUGGACCCCCUUUGAGGGCAUGCAGGUGAAGGGGACAGUGCGGAGGGUAGUCCUGCGUGGGGAGGUUGCCUACAUCGAUGGGCAGGUGCUGGUGCCCCCUGGCUAUGGACAGGAUGUGAAGAAGUGGCCCUCAGGAGCUGCACUGCUGCCACACGUGGCCCCCACCAAGGAGAGCGUGAAGACCCCUGAUCUGUCCCGGCACGGUGACGCGCUGCGUGGUCGAGCCCCCAGCCCGCGCCGGCCCGGCCCCGCGGGCGAAACUCGCUUCCACCUCCCGCCCCGCAUCCACCGAGCCUCCGACCCCGAGCUGCCAGCAUUCCGGAGGCUGGGAGCCGCGCACCGCCCGGGCGCCCGAGGCACCGGCGAGGACACUCGUGAGAAGGGCAGCAGGAAGGCAGCAGAACUGGAUUCGGCGGGGGUCCAGGACAGCCACUCCUACCCACUGGGCCCCGUCCCGCGCCAGGCGUCCCCUCAGCGCUCCCCCCACUUCCAGACCUCCCCGCUGCUGCACCCCCUUGUCGGGCAGCACGUCCUCUCCGUCCGGCAGUUCUCCAAGGAGCAGCUGUCCCACCUCUUCAACGUGGCACACACCCUGCGCAUGCUGGUGCAGAAGGAGCGGAGCCUGGACAUCCUCAAGGGGAAGGUGAUGGCGACCAUGUUCUACGAGGUGAGCACGCGGACCAGCAGCUCCUUCGCCGCAGCCAUGAGCCGGCUGGGCGGCUCCGUGCUGUCCUUCUCCGAGGCCACCUCGUCGGUGCAGAAGGGCGAGUCGCUGGCGGACUCCGUGCAGACCAUGUGCUGCUACGCCGACGUGCUGGUGCUGCGGCACCCCCAGCCCGGCGCUGUCGAGCUGGCCGCCAGGCACUGCCGCAAGCCGGUGAUCAACGCCGGGGACGGCGUGGGGGAGCACCCCACGCAGGCACUGCUGGACAUCUUCACCAUCCGCGAGGAGCUGGGCACAGUCAAUGGGAUGACGAUCACCAUGGUGGGAGACCUGAAGCACGGGCGCACGGUGCACUCCCUGGCCCGCCUGCUCACCCAGUACCGCGUCAACCUGCGCUACGUGACCCCCCCCGGGCUCCGCAUGCCCCCCGACAUCACCAGCUUCGUGGCCUCCAGGGGCAUCCAGCAGGAGGAGUUCGGGAGCAUCGAGGAGGCGCUGCCGGACACAGACGUGCUCUACAUGACCCGCAUCCAGAAGGAGCGCUUCCAGCGGGCCGAGGAGUACGAGGCUUGCUUCGGGCAGUUCAUCCUCACACCCCACAUCAUGACCCGGGCCAAGGAGAAGAUGGUGGUGAUGCACCCCCUGCCCCGAGUCAACGAGAUCAGCGUGGAGGUGGACUCGGACCCGCGCGCCGCGUACUUCCGGCAGGCGGAGAACGGCAUGUACAUGCGGAUGGCGCUGCUGGCCACCGUGCUGGGCCGCUACUGACCAAUAAACGCUCUCGGUCGCGACACGACA